Messenger RNA from Bacidia gigantensis, 4014 nucleotides. RefSeq lists its product as uncharacterized. Gene Ontology annotation, cellular component: RISC complex; cytoplasm; nucleus. NCBI's taxonomy places the organism in Eukaryota, Fungi, Ascomycota, Lecanoromycetes, Lecanorales, Ramalinaceae. Gene Ontology annotation, molecular function: ribonuclease III activity; RNA binding. The coding region runs from base 1 to 4014 and encodes 1337 amino acids. Gene Ontology annotation, biological process: siRNA processing. The record is from RefSeq and is a predicted model, not a curated record. The transcript has 5 exons.
AUGGCAGCUAUGAAUGUUUUACUCUCUACGAAUGAGCAAGCUGAGCGGUCUGAAAAUGCUUUCAAAGCUCGGAAUUACCAACUUGAGAUGCUGGAGGAAAGCCUCCAGCAAAACAUAAUUGCUGCUAUGCCAACUGGCUCUGGAAAGACGCUUAUUGCUGUUUUGAGAGCCCACUUAGACCGACCCAAGGUGCUUGGCUUGACGGCCACACCUAGCAAUAGAAUCGAGAAUCUUGGUGACAUCGAAUCGAACUUGAACGCUAUCUCGAGGACGCCAAAGCUACAUCAAGAAGAACUAGGUCAGCACGUACACCAGCCGACAUUGUUGAAGCUCACAUUCGCGCGGGCUAGUGGCCUCUUCUUGCCUUCAAAAGCUUUAGAGAGCCUUGAGAGAGUUUUCCUGUCCCUAAAUAUCCAUGAGGAUCCCUGGAUCAUCCGGAUGAAAGCCAUUAGCGAUGACUUUAGGUCUCGGAGUAAGCUCUCGAAUGCAUUGCUCAACAAUUCAACACGUUCUCACCAACAAAUCAAAAAGCUACUGAAUCGUACAAGGAUUGUUGACGCUGAGCUUGGCCCGUACGCAAGUGCACUAUAUUUAAGUAAAUGUGCGGCGAAGUAUUUGGUUGCGAAAGACGAGGUAUAUGCAGCCCUAGAAUCUUUGGACGAAGAUGAACGCAACUAUGUGAAAAACAAACUUGGCCAGCUUCAGCUGCCCAAUGUCGAGGAGCUAAGUAUCACAGAGCAAUCAAGCUUCACACCUAAAUUACAGGCAUUGAUUGACUUCUUGACCACCGAGCAAGCGACUGGCUUCACGGGUCUGAUAUUUGCGAAGACCCGAGCCGAAGUCUCAAUCAUUUCGCACAUAUUGACCCUUCAUCCUAUGACCCGAAAAUUUGUGACGAAGUCAUUUGUGGGCAGCUCAAGCUACGCCGGGCGAAAACUUGACGUCGCCGAGCUUAUGGUAGCUCAAGAUCAGAAGCAUACUCUCGAAGACCUCCGUAAAGGCGACGCAAAUCUGAUCGUCACUACCGAUGCAUUGGAGGAAGGCAUUGAUGUAAUUUCGUGCAACGUGGUCAUUUGUUUUGAGAAGCCUCUGAACUUGAGAUCAUUCGUACAGCGACGAGGUCGAGCCAGAGACCCAACCUCACGUUAUGUCCUUCUUCUCGAACGAUCUGCCGACCUUGACAUCUCAGACGAAUGGCGGAGUAUGGAAAUAGAGUUUGGCGAAGUGUACCAUGAUCGUCAGAGACAGGUCAUCAACGCGGAAGAAGUUGAAGAGGAGGAUACCCGAGUCCUUCUUGUUGAAACGACAGGCGAAAGUGCACAAAUCAAACCAAUCGAUGCAACAGCGCAUCUAGCUCAUUUUUGUGAUACGUCAACAACGGAUGCUUUUACCGACCCAAGCCCUACUUACACUUACGACGACUCUUCCUCAGAUCCGAAGCGAAAGGCGAUAUUAGCAACAGUCUUGCUUCCAAACACAGUCGAUGCUGAUAUUAGGGUGGCGCGUGGCUCUUGUCGGUGGACGCAGGAGAAGUAUGCUCGACGUGAUGCCGCUUUUGAAGCAUACCGUGCUCUAUAUCAUGCUGGUCUGGUCAACGACAACCUUUUGCCAUCCCAUACUCUGGAUCCGGAAGUCGAAGCCGCUCUUUCAAGGGUUGAGAUUCGACCAAAUGUGGCCAAAGUAGCCGGGGAAAUUAGCAUGUGGCCUCACAUCGCCAGAGAGUGGCACCAUGACGAUACACUUUCCGUAUCCAGAGUCAGUGUUUGUAAUGCGGAAAACAAUCUUCAGAUGUUCAUGUUCCUGCCCGUCCGUGCCCCGGCUGUCAACGAGUUCAGUAUUUACUGGGAUGUUAAUACAACUUUCUCGGUAUGCUUUGAACCAAACAUUGGCCAAGUAUCAACGGAAAUUAAGGCCCUUGCUCGUGCUAGUACCAGUAUGCUGCUGCAAUCCAUUUUUCGAAGCAAGAUGACUCCAAACCGCAAGGACCUGCCUGUGCUUUUUUCUCCAUUCGAUUCGCCCGAUUCAAUGAGGUCAUGGCUGGCUCUUUCUAAUGGAAGUGUACCUGCAGCCGACGCUCAAAGUGUUAAUGUUGUUGAGCAACUCGGACUCGUCAGGGAUAUUUUUCGGAACGGUUUACCACAUGUCUUGCAGGACGUCAAAUACGCCAUGAAAGAGGAUUUACUCCGCAUUCCAGCAUUCAUCAAGCGAUAUCCAGAUUUCGAUGCUGAAUCUGACAAGUAUCACAUGGUUUUAGAGGUGUGCAGACUUUCCAAACGGACAGAUCUUCUGCACGCAAGUUCACUGGCUAGGAAGAAACCUGCAAUAGACUGGUUGCUCUCUAGCAGCUGUGAAAUCGAUCGACUGCCACUUCAAUAUGCGCAAUUUGCUUCAUUGAUUCCAUCGAUGCUUCAUAAAAUACAUGCUGCUUUCAUUGUCGAAAACCUCAUGUCGAGUCUACUUUCGCCAAUAGUAUGUACCAACAGACAGUUGAUAGCUACCGCAAUCACUGCCUCGAGCGCCGGAGAGUCUACAGACUAUCAACGCCUGGAGUUCCUUGGCGAUAGCCUGCUGAAGCUACAAACAUCUCUGGCUUUGAUGGCAAAGCACCUGAGGUAUUACGAGAACAUUCUUACACGUAUGAAGGAACACAUCAUAUCUAAUACCAAUCUCGCUCGGGCAGCACUUUCUACAGGCUUGGAUCAAUACAUCUUCACGAAGAUUUUUACAGGCUCCAAAUGGCGACCUUUCUUCAACGAAGACCUCUUGGCACAGCCACUGCCAAAAGUUCGUGAAAUGUCUACCAAAAUUCUUGCUGAUGUCGUAGAAGCUCUGAUUGGGGCCGCGUAUCUUGAAGGAGGCUUCGAAAACGCGUUACGGUGCACGAAAGUCUUCUUGCCUGAGGCGCCAUGGGAUGCAUAUUCCGAUGCCUUUCAUAUUUUUCAUAAUUUAUAUAGCAGUCGGCCCUCAACUCACGCAUAUGUCGACCGCACCGAACAAUUGAUACAACAUAAAUUUGGUCUAAAGUCUCUUGUUGACGAAGCUAUCACCCAUGUGUCCUACCAGUCUCCUGGUGUCAUUGCCCCUUAUGAACGGCUAGAGUUUAUAGGCGACGCCUGCCUCGACAUAAUUGUGACCGUUCUCGCCCAUGAUCAUGAGCCACCCUUACCAGUUGGUAGGCUUCAUUUGGUUCGCUCAGCCAUGGUAAAUGCAGAUUUUCUUGGCUUUCUCUGUCUGCGCCACUCGAUCGAUAUCUCCCGCCGGAAUCCAUCGACUGGUGAUCCACAGAACAUUACCACCAUAGAGGAGAUGGUUCCAUUCUAUCUCUGGCAAAUCUUACGCCAUGCAUCACCUACUAUCCGUGAGGCCCAGAAAGCAUGCAUCAGCCGCUUGCAAAAACUAGAGGAGUCUAUCCUGAGAGAGCUCGAGCAUGGCAAGCGCCAUCCUUGGACCCUUCUGGCUCGUCUCGGACCUCCAAAGCCUCUUUCGGACCUGGUAGAGUCCCUCCUGGGCGCCAUCUACAUCGACUCACGUGGCUCUCUAGCCGAAUGUACCAAAUUUCUAGAGCAUAUCGGCCUGAUGACAUAUCUUCGACGCGUUCUUUCCUCAGACAACGCGCUUCUGCAUCCCAAGGAGGAGCUGGGUCGACUUUCAGACCAAGAUGAUGUGAGAUACGUCAUGGACAAGCGAGAUGAUGCCGGAGGUAAGAAAUGGCUUAUGUGCGCCGUCAUAGUUGGAGAGAGGGAGAUUGCAAAAAUUGAAGAUGGAUUCUGGCUGAUAGAGACGCAGACGAGGGCUGCGGACUUGGCUUGCGAGGCGCUAAGAAGGGAACGACCUGACCGGUACAAAACGAUACAGGAUGGUUGGGUAGGUGAUGCUCGGAGGGACGAUGUGGUGGAUGAAAAUGAAAUCGUACAGAGUGACAGCGAUGGUGGGGUGGUUCUGGAGAAUAAUAGGGAACCUGCAAUGGAUUGUGAGGACAGCUAUGAUGCCAAGGCUGAUGAUUGUGACACGUGA